AUGACCAACUCUCCCGUUACUCCCACUCCUUCUCUUUUAUUCAAAUUCUAUGAGAAGCGUGACGAAAAGCGACAGCAGCCAGGCGCCACAUCGAGGUUUGAAAUCGAAGCUCCGGACCUUGCAGGGAGCUUCGUCAAUGUCGACGAAGAAGCCAUCAGAGUCAAUCACUUCUCAAUUGGUCUAGAUAUAGGCUUAACGGGCUCAGUCCAAAAGUCAACAGCUGACGUCCAGUUCAUCGGGAAACUAAAGCUAUUCCUUAAUGAGUAUGAAGCCCUCGAACUAGAUAUCAAGUCAGCUUAUUCGGGUGACUUUUCGCGCAGCAUGAAGCUCUACAAGCUAGCCUUGGAGGCCCUUGGCGCGUUGCGAGAGCACAUGCGGGAUAUCACGCGUGUGGAAGCAAUGAUAAUUCUUCGACAAUGCACAUCAGCAUUGUCGUUCCUCCAUAGCCAGGAACCUGCUAUCAUCCACAGGGAUAUUAAACCACAUAAUAUCCUUGUUCAACAGAGAGAUAAAGGAGGAGCAAAUAGCUAUAUCGUGGUCAAGCUGUGUGAUUUCGGCCUCGCUCGCGAGAUUCCACAAGGGCAAAUCGACUCGCAGCCAGGCACGCCGCGAUAUGCACCACGAGAGUACUACCCGGUGGGUGGCUAUCAACCGCCACUUGGCGUGAAGAUAGAUAUAUGGUGCCUAGGGCUCGGCAUGACAAAUAUCGCCAAGGAACCCAUCGCCGCGCUUCUCACAGACGCGAUCAAGGGCACGCUCAAGAGAGGACUAAACUACUCCAAUGACGAACUUUUUAAGAGUAUUGAGGCAAGAAUCAGGACUCUGGGUCUCAAGGGCGAGGUCAGACAAUGCCUCCAGAUGUGGUUAGAUACCACAAGGAAAAAUAAAGACUUCUCCGAUAUUGCGACGCCUUUCGUUUCGCUUCUUCCGGGACUCCAACUUAUAUCAUCUCACUGCCAGGAUGUGCAUGUUGGCUUGAAGUCCAAUGGAUGA
Messenger RNA from Clonostachys byssicola, 993 nucleotides. The record is from the annotation of a GenBank genome assembly. NCBI's taxonomy places the organism in Eukaryota, Fungi, Ascomycota, Sordariomycetes, Hypocreales, Bionectriaceae.